Messenger RNA from Drosophila takahashii, 606 nucleotides. RefSeq lists its product as uncharacterized. Lineage: Eukaryota; Metazoa; Arthropoda; Insecta; Diptera; Drosophilidae. The record is from RefSeq and is a predicted model, not a curated record. Gene Ontology annotation, cellular component: nuclear body. Gene Ontology annotation, biological process: positive regulation of DNA-templated transcription.
AUGGAUGGCGCUGAACAAACAGUUGAAAUUACGCGAACCAACACCGGCAAGCUGAGGUGGACUGUGAAGAUGGAGCUCCUGCUGAUCGACGUUUGGCAGGAGAACGUCGAGCAGUUGCGAAGCAACCGCAAAAAUGUCCAUAUUUAUAUGGAGAUGGCCCAGUCUAUGAUGGAGGCUGGGUUCGACAUAGAUUACAAAGACGUACGGACAAAAAUUGAGAACCUGACCAAGAGAAAAAUAAGUGGUGGCGCUCCUUCUUCGUGGCAGCACUACGAGUUGCUUCACUCGUUCCUGGGUGCAUUCCGCAUCCACAACACGGAGAAGUCCAACUUGGAGAACGAGAACUGGAAUAAAUACUUUGUGGAGACAUUGGAUGAGGACCCCGAGGACAAUGUAGCCUCUAUCUGCAGCGGAAGCCAACGCUCAGGAAGCAAUGGGCCCCCUGCAAAGCGCGCCAAAUUAGACCACAAGGCCGAGCUUGUAGAGAUAGCCAGGGACAGGCUGGAUGAGCAGCGAGCGCAGACUGAAAUAAUGUCUAGAAUGGCAGACAGCCAAGCUCAGUUCCAAACUGAUUUGUUGGAGCUCUUGAGGUGUCAGAACAACUAG